Molecule: messenger RNA, 1302 nt
Organism: Alosa sapidissima (American shad)
Lineage: Eukaryota; Metazoa; Chordata; Actinopteri; Clupeiformes; Clupeidae
Product: fibroleukin
Exons: 8
Coding region: 1-1098 (365 amino acids)
Source: RefSeq, a predicted model, not a curated record
AUGCCUGUCAGAAAGCGGCUCCAACACAGAGAUGUGAGGGGGCCUGCCGGGCCAGCCCGCCGAGGACUGAAAGACCCAAACCCACGGAGGGGAUACCAGUUUAGGGUUGUUGAAGUGACAGACCGGCUCGUUCAGCUUCAGCGAUGCAUGCGCUCCUUGAGUAGCCCUGGGUCUACCGCACAACUGAGAGGUCAAGGGUCAGAAUCAGAAUCUCUGUCGGCCAUUUUGGCUCUGAUGGCAUCUGUCUUGCUUGAGUGUGACCUCCACUGCCAUAGCAACCGGCUCCAAGAGGUGGCACAGAAAUUAGAGGGAGCUGCUGCAGGGAGAGAGGGGGAGAGAGAUCUCUUACUGCUGCUCAAGAGUAUCACACACACCACCCAACCUCCAACAAUGCCUCCAUCCUCUGGACUUCACCCCCAAGACUGCGCUGAAAUUUACCGUUGGGGAAUCAAAGACAAUGGGAUUUACACAAUCCAGCCUGACCCUCAGCUACCAGCUCAAGAGGCCAUGUGUGACAUGGAGACUGACGGUGGAGGGUGGACGGUGUUCCAGCACCGACUGGACGGCUCAGAGUCGUUUAACCGCAGCUGGGCGGAGUACCGUCAGGGCUUCGGCCGGCCGCAGGGGGAGUACUGGUUGGGCAACGCCGCGCUGCACACCCUCACAGCCAACGGCCGACACUCACUCCGCAUCCAUCUGCAGGACUGGCACAAACACACACGCCACGCCACCUACAGCACCUUCAAAGUGGCAUCAGAGGCACAGAGGUUCCGGCUGACAGUAAAAGGCUACAGUGGGGACGCCGGAAAUGCCCUGAGCUACAAUAAGCGCUACAACCAUGACGGCCGAGCCUUCAGCACCUACGACCGCGACCACGACCGCUACACUGCCGGAAACUGUGCCCGUUACUACGGCGCCGGCUGGUGGUUCGAUGCAUGCCUGGCCGCCAACCUGAACGGGCGCUAUUACCAUGGACGCUACAGCGGCCUCACAGAUGGCAUCUACUGGGGCUCCUGGUACAUCCUCACCGAUGCCCGCUCUGGGGAGAGAUACUCUUUCAAGACUGUGCAGAUGAUGACUAGACGCAGACUGGCAUAGUACAGAAGCGUAGCUGCAAGUUAUUAUAUCGUAUGCAAAGGAUUCUUUUAAGUCUGUCACGGCAGAGCCUGACAAACAUUGUUGUUGCAAAAAAAUGAAUAUUCCAUAUUUGAAAAAUGCUGAAUGUGCCAUUUGUUUUUAUACAUUUUUAUACACACAUUGUAUGUGUUAUUUAUGAAUACAUGGACUCACUUUCAGAUGUGA